Boleophthalmus pectinirostris (great blue-spotted mudskipper) is the source of this 1404-nucleotide messenger RNA. RefSeq names its product 5-hydroxytryptamine (serotonin) receptor 6 (gene htr6). Gene Ontology annotation, cellular component: dendrite; membrane. The record is from RefSeq and is a predicted model, not a curated record. Lineage: Eukaryota; Metazoa; Chordata; Actinopteri; Gobiiformes; Gobiidae. Gene Ontology annotation, molecular function: neurotransmitter receptor activity; G protein-coupled serotonin receptor activity. The coding region runs from base 1 to 1374 and encodes 457 amino acids. The transcript is spliced from 3 exons. Gene Ontology annotation, biological process: chemical synaptic transmission; G protein-coupled receptor signaling pathway, coupled to cyclic nucleotide second messenger.
AUGACAGAUUCUUAUUUACCAGCCUCCUCAGGAAACCUGAGCAGCAUAGCCUCCUCAGCCAGUGCUUGGGACAUCACUGGUAGUGGUCCAUGGCUCUUAGCGUUCAUGCUAACCAUUAUUAUUCUGAUGACUGCUUGUGGAAACAUGCUGCUCAUUGCUUUAGUAUUUGCCCACCGCUCUUUGCGCUGCACCUCCAACUGUUUCUUAGUAUCUCUGUUCUUCUCUGACCUCAUGGUGGCGCUAGUAGUGAUGCCCCCAGCCAUGUUAAAUGUUCUGUGUGGAGCAUGGGUCCUGUGGCCUGCUUUUUGCCCCAUUUGGCUUUGUUUUGAUGUCAUGUGUUGUAGUGCAUCCAUUUUGAACUUAUGUGUGAUAAGUCUGGACAGAUACAUCUUCAUCAUCUCUCCAUUGCGAUACAAGCAAAGGAUGACCCCACCUCGAGCAUUACUUUUAGUAGCAGCAGCCUGGGGGUUAGCGGCUUUAGCUUCUUUCCUUCCUAUUGAACUAAAAUGGCACAGUUUAGGUCACUGGAGUGGACCCUCACAAAGCAAUCUGAGCUACUCGGAUAACCCUUACCCAGAGUCCUACUUUCAGCUGUCACCAGGGGGACUUUCAUUUCAGUGCCGCCUGAGAGUGACCCUCCCUUUUGCCCUGGUAGCUUCAGUACUAACUUUCUUUUUGCCCUCAAGUGCCAUUUGCUUUACAUACUGUCGGAUACUUCUGGCAGCAAGAAGGCAGGCAAAGAGAGUGGCCGCCCUGAGCCACCCACCCCACCCACACGCCUCUCUAGGGGAGCCCUCAAGACCACCUUCACCCGGGGCCAUGGCUGGAAACCCAGACGGAGAUGAUUGCAGUCACCACGAGCCUUUGGUGGCACCACACGCACCGCACUCAGUCAACAGUGAGCGGCGCCUAGCCCAUCGUCAGGGUCGACGGGCGCUCAAGGCCAGUCUCACACUGGGGGUGCUCCUGGGGCUCUUCUUUAGCACGUGGCUCCCUUUCUUCAUCACCAACAUGGCCCAGGCUGUGUGUGAGUGCGUCCCAGUGGCCUUGUUUGACGCCAUUACCUGGCUGGGCUACUGCAACAGCACUAUGAACCCCAUCAUCUACCCUCUGUUCAUGAGGGACUUUAAACGUGCUCUGGGGAAGCUUUUACCUUGCUGCUCUUCUCGCUCACCUCGGAGACCAUCACCUGCGUUGUCUCUCUCUCUCCGAAACUCCGGAGAGCCCAACAUGGUCAGCAGCCCCCCCUCUCCUCUGCCCUCCGAUCCCAUGCACCCUCCAGCCACUGCCACAGAUGCCGUCAACCUGCUGGAUGCACACGCUGGCAUCGAGCUACCUCUGCUCCUGCCAAACCAAGUGGACACACUGGACUAAAGUGAGAGAGCAAAAGAAUAAAUUAGAAGA